CGACGUUCCCAGGCUGCGUCUAUGGCAGCUGCGCUGAACCCUGGCAGUGUGUGUGUGACGUCAACUGGGGAGGCCUGCUGUGUAACAAAGAUCUGAACUACUGUGGUACCCACCGGCCCUGUAAGAAUGGGGGCACCUGUUCCAACACAGAGCCUAACGAGUACCAGUGUGAGUGCCAAGAGGGCUUCCGCGGGCGCAACUGUGAUAUCGUGGAGCAUGCGUGCCUCUCCUCCCCCUGUGCGAACGGGGCCACCUGCGCGGAGGACCCGUCGGGUUUCAGCUGUGUCUGUGCCGACAGCUGGACCGGACACACCUGCGCAGACGUGGUGCGGCAGUGUGACUCAAAACCGUGUGGGCGCGGAGCAACGUGCCAGGAGUCUCCAGAGAGGUUCCGGUGCCUCUGCCCCCGGCUGGACUGGCAGAACCUGCCAACUAGACACCAACGAGUGUGACAUGGGUGUGUGUGUCCAUGCCCGCUCCUGCCGUAAUCUGAUUGGUGGAUACCUGUGUGAUUGCCUGCCAGGCUGGGUGGGGCCAAACUGUGACAUUAGGAACAGCAGUUGCCAGGGGUUGUGUCUAAACGGAGGUCACUGUGAGGACUCUGUGUCAGGCUCACGCUGCCUGUGUGUGCCUGGUUUCUCUGGGAAGCACUGCCAGACUGGCCCCAGUCCCUGUGACAGCACCCCCUGUCAGCACGGAGGCCAGUGUGUGGACAAGGAGGGCAGGGCGGAGCUGUGUAGCUGUCCCAUCGGCUACUCAGGGACGUACUGCGAGGUGGUGGUGGAUCUGUGCAAUCCCAACCCAUGCCAGCAGGGGGUGUCCUGUCGGAGCACCGAGGGGGGGUACAUGUGUGCCUGCCCUGAGGGUUACUAUGGUAACGAGUGCACAAGCCUUAAGGACCCCUGUCAUGGCCAACACUGUCCAGGUGCCAUGUCAGACCCGGCUCGUGGAGGGGUCAAUCUCUACAUGGUGUUGGUGGGUGUGUCAGCGUUACUAAUGGCGUGCGGCUGCGCAGCUUGCGCUCUCUUCCUCUCCCGUCUCCACCGACGACGGAAAAAAACGCAGGGCGGGCCCCAGGAGGAGGGCAUCAACAACCAGAGGGAGUUCGUCACCCUCGUCCGAAACCUGGACCGCCCCGCGCCCCUCCUGCCUCCUCUCACCCCCAACACCACCACCCACACCCCUGUCCCUGUACUGCGCUGCUGCGAGGAGAUCGAGCUCACUCUGCCCCCCUCCCCGGCCCCCUCACACCCCUCCCCUGCACUCAAACCCUCAACCCCCGCCGCCAAACAGGACAUCUCCAACCUGGAGAGGGAGAAGCUCAACCGCUUCCACUACUCAGACAAUCAGGAACUGGAGGUGUGACCUUUGAACUGUCAGAGGCUUUUAUUAUUUUGCGCCCACUUCUCUCUGCCUGGCCCUGGACCCCAGCGCUGUGCCAUGCUGCAUAGGUUCCUGUGGUGAUGACCUCACCCGACCCAUCCCUCUCUGAGUUGACUCCUCAUCUUUUGUGAGCUGAGAUUGUCAUCUGCUAAAUAGCAUAUAUUAUUGGUGUAGAAUGCUGGGCCUACGGGGUAGCUAAGCAGAUCAUCAAGAAACAGCGUGGCGGUGAACUUUAACCUCCGACUUAUGACAUCAUGCACUUCUGACCUGCUGACCCCGGAGCUAAUCUUAUGAAGGUUGACCUUGAGUUAGAGUCUGGCUUGUGUCUGAGUGUCUCUGUGUUUUAUGGGAACAACUGUGAGGAGCCAUUUGAGCCAUUCCCCAGGUGUUAAUAUCCCUCUGUAGGCACCCCACUCUCCUGGUUGCCCUGGAAGGCCUAGAUGGCCUGUCACCGACAUAUGUAACUGGACCUCUACAGAGACUGUGGGCCUGCACUGUGGCCUCCUGGGCUGGAAGGCAACUGACAGGGGAUGCGAGGGAAGGGCAAAGUGGUUUUUAAUUCCAAUUAGUCCAUUUCCACAUGAAUUAUUGAAGGAUAAACUGUGGUGUAAUUAUUGUGUGUGUGUGUGUGUGUGUCUUUGUGUCUGCGUGUGUCAGUGCGAGGUGUGUGUACGCGUGUCAGUGCGAGGUGUGUGUGUGAUAAGCAUGACAGACCAUCACGCCUGUUGCCAGGAGGGAGAGAGAAAAUGACUGAAGGAGCAACAAAAGAGCAAAAAAGAAUCAAUGAAUGCAAGCUUUAGAUUUAAAAAAUAAAAUAAAAUAAAAAAGAGGGAAAGGUCAGACAAGAGAGUAGAGCCUGACCCCAAUCCAUUUGAACCAUGAGAGAACGGAGUUAAAACACAACACUGUUGCCUGUGCGGUCUCUGUAACACACUGCAGUUGUCAAAGAUGUCAAAUGUUUUUUAUACCUGUGUGUAAAAUAGCACUGUUGUAUAUAUGUUGUACAUAUUGAUAUUGUUGUUUUUUGUACUGUGGUUUGUCUCUGAAAGUCGCUGUUUUACUUUGCGCUAUUUGUCCUCUCUCUCCUUCCAUUCGUCUGGGGCUGCCAGCAGGUGUGGAUCGUAAUUAAAGUGCAUUUACCUUCCAAAUCCA
Messenger RNA from Oncorhynchus nerka (sockeye salmon), 2535 nucleotides. RefSeq names its product protein jagged-2-like. Gene Ontology annotation, biological process: cell communication; multicellular organism development; heterophilic cell-cell adhesion. The transcript has 8 exons. The record is from RefSeq and is a predicted model, not a curated record. The coding region runs from base 127 to 1365 and encodes 412 amino acids. NCBI's taxonomy places the organism in Eukaryota, Metazoa, Chordata, Actinopteri, Salmoniformes, Salmonidae. Gene Ontology annotation, cellular component: protein-containing complex; plasma membrane. Gene Ontology annotation, molecular function: calcium ion binding; Notch binding.